This is a messenger RNA of Schistocerca serialis cubense, 564 nucleotides long. RefSeq lists its product as uncharacterized. The transcript is spliced from 2 exons. The coding region runs from base 1 to 564 and encodes 187 amino acids. The record is from RefSeq and is a predicted model, not a curated record. NCBI's taxonomy places the organism in Eukaryota, Metazoa, Arthropoda, Insecta, Orthoptera, Acrididae.
AUGAGUAGGGAGGAUAUUAUUGACUCACCACAGGUGCUAAAUCCCAGUAAUGUCAGUAAUUCAUUCUUCCUGAGGUGUGUUACAGUUUUGGAAAUCCUGAAAACCAUUUCCAACUUAAAAGUAAAUACAUCCAGUGACUGGAAUGACAUCUCAGGCAAAUUUCUGAGAGAAUGCAGUAAUGAAUUAAUAAAGCCACAGAAACAUUUAAUAAACAGCACUUUCAGCCAUGGGUUGUUUCCUGACUUCUUAAAAGUCACUAAAAUAAGACUAGUGCACAAAAAGGGAAUAACUACCGAUGUGAAAAAUUAUAGGCCUAUUUCAUUGACAUCAAUACUCAGUAUUUCACUGACAUCAAUACUCAGUAAGUUGUUGGAAAGGCUACUUCCUGAUCAACUUGAGUCAUUUUUCUGCAAGUGCAAUCUACUAAAAAGCUCUCAGGACAGUUUCAGGAAGGACAGAUCUACAAUAACAGCUGUACCUACAUUUUUUCAAGCAGUACUGCGUAAACUUGAUGAUGGAAACAAAACUGUGUCCAUGACUGUAAAAGUUAUUAUGGACAAAUAA